UGCUCAUGGCCACCUUUCAGAAGCCUUUAAAAGCUAUAUUGCGACAGAAGAACACUGCAGUACUUCUGAGCACGCAAUCCAGAUGUGUAUGAAUGCUAUACAUGUCAACCUUGAAUUGUGUGAUUUUGCCCGUGUGCUCAAUUAUGCAAGCAAGGCAAAGGGGUCUCAAGAUCCACUCAGUCCGAUCACUACUGCGAAGCUGCAAGCGGUGGAGGGAUUGGGCUAUCUUGGCCAACAGCAAUAUAAACUUGCUGCCCUACAGUUUAUCGAGACAGGACCUGAACUAGGAAGCAACUAUUCUGAAGUCAUAGCCCCGCAAGACGUCGCUACGUAUGGAGCCCUCUGUGCUCUUGCAUUGUUUAAUUACACUGAAAUCAAGACAAAAGUUGUGGAGAAUGUUCAAUUUGGAUCUUUUCUGGACCUUGUUCCUGAAGUUAAAGAUUUGGUUAACGCCUUCUAUUACAGUCAGCGUAACACAUGCAUGGAGGUUCUUGAGAGACUUAAGCAAAGACUAAUGAUGGACCUCCAUCUUGGUCAUCAUAUGGACUUUCUUUGCUUGCUCAUUUCCCAGAAAUUGGAAUUUAUGCCCUCCACCGUUUGUGACUUCUCCACACUCUAUGACUUGCUCAUGAAGACUCCGAGCCCCAUCAAUGAGGAACAACCUCGUGUUAAUGCUAACGGGCCUCAGCUGAAUUCGGCUUCUAAUCUAAUACUGCCUGAAAAUUUUAAUGAUGAGACACUUCUCGCUGAAUCAUCCCAUUACAAGUUUCUCAAGUCAAAAGAUCUAUUUGACUCACUUGGGAGAAGAAAACAUAACUGGGUUUCUACUUGUCAGGCACGAGCUUUGCUCCAGAAUGCUAUAUUGUUUGUGGUUGAUGAUUUCGACAGUGAGGCAAGGGAUGCAAGAAGAACUGAUGGUCAAGUACUUAUGGUAUCAGAUGCAAGAUUCAGUAUGUUGAAAGUUGUAUUUGGCAGUUACACCACCACAACCAAGCCAUUAAAAGAGAAGCUCAAGAGCAAAGAAGAUGCUGAGAUUGUUCGGUUUGAAAUGAGAGGAGACAUUUGGGCGAGGAGAAGGAUGUGCUUGCGGGAUAACCCUGACUUCCACUUGCUACAGUGGAGAAAGACUUCAGGACUCAAGCGAGCGCAAGUGAGGCAACAAGAGGAGGCGUCAUCGCAGGACAGCAAUAGCAACAGACUCCUUGAACAAGUGCAACUGACCGUGAAGAACCUUGUGGAGGAGCUGAAAAUCAACACUAGAGCAGUGACGGAGUCAAGUCAGGCAAUUGCAAAGUCAUGCCAAGAUGUGGUGGAGGCCUGUAAGUUGACCGUGGCCAGCACCAGCACGGGUGCCGGUGUAGUGAACUGAGCGCGGCGAGUCUAGGUGUACUAGAAGAUGAGUAGUGGUCGUGCGGUUUGUAACAUGUUCCAUGUAGAUGAGGCCUGUAAGUUGACCGUGGCCAGCACCAGCACGGGUGCCGGUGUAGUGAACUGAGCGCGGCGAGUCUAGGUGUACUAGAAGAUGAGUAGUGGUCGUGCGGUUUGUAACAUGUUCCAUGUAGAUGAGUGCCAAGGAGCAAGUUCUAUCCUGCUACCACUAGAUUGUCUCAGUCCUUGUAUUUCAGCCAAAUGUUUUUGUCA
Messenger RNA from Triticum aestivum (bread wheat), 1641 nucleotides. Its product is annotated as COP9 signalosome complex subunit 1. Gene Ontology annotation, cellular component: COP9 signalosome. NCBI's taxonomy places the organism in Eukaryota, Viridiplantae, Streptophyta, Magnoliopsida, Poales, Poaceae. The record is from RefSeq and is a predicted model, not a curated record.